GCUGUUUUGAAAAUAAGAACCUGUAUCAACACCUGACAUCUAGAUCUAUUGCCAAACCUGAAAUAGAAUGAGCUUCUAUUCUUAAUAGGUUACGGAAUGCUUAGAACUGUCCCAUAUGCUCCUACUGUGCAAAGACUAUUGGCAAAUGUGCAGCCACUAAGAACAACUAAUUACCCAAGAUUUGGUACAAUAUUAAGGCAGACAUCUGCGACUAAUAACAGCAGAUACUUAUACUCUAAAUGCAUAUUCAGGGCCAUGGCUACUUCAUCAGGGGAUCAGGCAAGAGGAACCAACAGACUGGCUAUGGAGAAGUCCCCGUAUCUACUACAGCAUGCAAAUAACCCUGUAGAUUGGUAUCCAUGGGGCAGGGAGGCAUUUGAGAAAGCUAGGGCUGAGGAUAAACUUAUUUUCCUAUCAGUUGGGUAUUCUACCUGUCAUUGGUGUCAUGUGAUGGAACAUGAAUCAUUUGAGGACCAGGAAAUUGGAGAUAUUCUAAAUGAAUACUUUGUCAGCAUUAAGGUGGACAGAGAGGAACGUCUUGAUGUGGACAAAGUCUACAUGACAUUUAUACAAGCCACAUCAGGCGGAGGUGGUUGGCCUAUGAGCGUGUGGCUGACCCCAGAUCUAAAACCAAUAGUUGGGGGCACAUACUUCCCACCAGAUGGAAAGUAUGAGGGCAGACCAGGCUUCAAGACAAUUCUGUUAAAGAUUGCAUCAGAAUGGGCCAAGGACCAUAAAAUAAUAUCAGAGAAAGGCACAUCUAUUCUUGACACUUUGCUACGUCAUUCUGACAUAAAACCUGUUCCUGAAACAGUUGUAGACAUUAAUGCCAUCUAUAAAUGCUUCCAAAUGUUCGAUGCACAAUUUGAUAAAGACCUUGGUGGAUUUGGAAAAGAACCUAAAUUCCCGCAACCAGUUAACCUCAAUUUUCUGAUGCGUCUUUAUGCCUUCCAACCAGCAUCUAUUAAAGGAGCCGAAUGUCUGAAGAUAUGUGGUCAUACCCUCAAUAUGAUGGCUAAAGGUGGAAUACAUGACCAUAUAGCUCAGGGAUUUCAUCGCUACAGCACAGACAGGGAGUGGCACGUCCCUCACUUUGAGAAGAUGCUGUAUGACCAGGGGCAGCUAACGGUGGCGUAUGUUAACAUGUACCAAAUAACUAAGGAUGAAGCAUUUGCAGAGAUGGCUAGAGAUAUACUGAUGUACAUGCAGAGAGAUCUGAGUCACAAGUCAGGGGGCUUCUACAGUGCUGAAGAUGCAGAUUCCCUACCUACUCACAAUUCUGUCAAGAAAACUGAAGGUGCUUUCUGCGUAUGGACUGAAAAGGAGGCUAGGAGCUUACUUACUGAUGUAGUAGAUGAGAGAAAUAAUAUCACAAUGGCUGAUGUUGUGUGUUCACAUUAUAACAUCAAACCUGAUGGAAAUGUUGAUCCAGCAAAGGAUGCACAUGGGGAUCUUGCAGGACAAAACGUGUUAAUUGUGAGAGGUUCUGUGAACCACACAGCCAUGCAGUUUGACCUCACCAUACCAGAGACUAAUGUUAUACUUCACAAAGGCAGGAAGAUUCUGCAUGAGUCAAGGCUAAGCCGGCCAAAACCUCACUUGGACAAUAAGAUAAUUACUGCUUGGAAUGGUCUUGCCAUAUCAGCAUUUGCAAAAGCUGGCGCAGUGUUAGGCCAGAUCGAGUACAUUGAAAGAGCAACAGAGGCCGCACGGUUUCUACAGCAACACAUGUACAAUUCGGAAACAGGCGUCUUGCUUAGGAGCUCCUAUGUCGACCAGGAUGGAAAUAUUGCUCAAAUUCCCAACCCUAUCAAUGGCUUUGCAGAUGACUAUUCUUAUUUGAUUCGUUCACUUUUGGACCUUUAUGAAAGUUGCUAUGACAUCAGUUGGCUUGAAUGGGCAGCUAAGCUCCAGAGAACUAUGGACUCACUAUUCUGGGACAAGGAAUUUGGUGGCUACUUUACCAGUGCAGCUGAUGACAGCUCAAUUGUGAUGAGGCUAAAAGAAGAUGCAGAUGGUGCUGAGCCAAGUGCCAACUCUGUGGCUGCCAGUAACUUGUACAGACUUUCACACUACUUCAAUGACGCUGGGUACAGUGCUAAGGCACAGCAGAUUCUCAAUUUAUUUGCAGACAGGUUGAAUGUGAUCCCUAUGGCACUACCAGAGAUGCUAUGUUCCCUCUUCUACUCUCUGGAGACACAAAAACAGAUUAUAAUACAGGGGGACCCAAAAGUAGAUACAACAAAGAGACUAUUAGAGGAAGUGCACCAGCACUAUAUUCCAAACAAAGUCUUGAUUGUUGCUGAUGGAAAUAAGGACAACAUCCUCUGUGAAAAUAUACCAAUUUUGAACAGUAUGAAAAGUAAAGAUGGCCAAGCAACUGCUUAUGUAUGUGAAAACUAUACAUGUGCCCAACCCGUGAACACCGCUGAGGAAUUACACAAGCUUCUGAUUGAGAAAUCAUGA
Molecule: messenger RNA, 2466 nt
Organism: Owenia fusiformis
Lineage: Eukaryota; Metazoa; Annelida; Polychaeta; Sabellida; Oweniidae
Source: the annotation of a GenBank genome assembly